AAUGUCUGAAAAAAGUUUCUCACUCCAAAUCAAGGAUGGAUAACUGCGACCUAGAGAAGCUCUCGUGCUCUGUUGGGAAACUGGAACCUCCAUUUAAACCAGAUAUAACUUUUUAUAAAGUAACUGUUGAGAGCAAAGUAAGUAAGGUGACUCUGGAUCUCUUGACAAGUGAUUGCGGAGCUUCUUAUAAAAUACUGUUUGGGGAUGGCUCAAAGACUGUCAAAUUGAGCGAUGGGUUGAAUGCAGUAGCAGUUGAAGUUGUGUCUGAAGAUGGCACAACGAAGAAAUAUUGCAUCGAGAUCACCAAGUUAUCAGCCAGCUCAGCUAAAUUAUGCGAUUUAGCAAUAGAGGGGGAUUUUAAACUACAGCCAGAAUUUUCUGCAAGCGAUUACGAAUAUUCAAGCUCUGUCCCUGUCGAUUUUACCAUGGUUGUCAUACAGCCAAAGCUACCAGAUAAGAAUAUGCAAGUUUCAGUGAAUGGGGAGGACAGCUCGAAAGCCGUUCUGCUGAAUGUUGGGGAUACUGUGGUUGCAAUUAAAGUUUCAUCGGCAGAUGGCACCAAUUCUCAAGUGUAUUCAAUUGCCAUCAGUAGAGAGCAGAUACCAGUGGCUGUCAGUUUCUGUAAUGUGAAGGACCAGAUUAAGUACGAGUGUCCAGUUUCCUUGACUGCCUUUUACAGACCUGCUUCAAUAAAUCUAAGUGACCCAAAACACAUCUUCUCAGCUCCUUACAUUGACAUGUUGACUCGGAGGGCAAAGGUCGACCCCCUCACCGAGUCCCCCUUGGGUGAAGGCUGGAAAGUGCCAGAGUUGGACCUCGACAAGAAGAUGUCUGCUGUAUCUGUCAAAUGUUUCUUCGCUCAUUGUGGAUGUGAAAGCACCAUCAAACUGGCUGAGGUGGUGUCUCAUGCAAAGGACUGUCCGCAUAAGCCCCCAGUAGACCUGGACACAAAGGAAGUCACCGAAACCCUUUGGUACAAAACACAUUUCGAAUCUACAGAUAAUCUUGAAAUUGAGACAAAACACACUUCAGAGAUUCGAAACUGGGAGAAAAGACUGCAAAAAGCUGUCGGUAAGGAUAACGUGGAGGACCUCUGCACCCACGCAGAGGAACAGCUCAAUCUUUACAGACAGCGUCUUCCAAAACCAGGUGACAUAAUGCAAUAUGCUGAGGGACAGUCACCCUUGGACCUUCUUGAGCAGGCUGCUGUCCAUUACGCGUCUGCUAUCAAACUCAAGCCUCGUGAUUCAAAACUGCAUUAUUUGCUUGGAAGAACUCUGGAAGAGCAUCAUUAUGCAGAGGAAAUGUAUGGCCUUAAAAAGAAGGAUACCGGUGACGCCCAGGAGCUUGGCAGUGCCAAGACUGCAGGGAGGCUGGAUGAGAUCUUGGCUGUGUGCAAACUCCAUGGCUUCAUGGGAACGCCCACGCUCGAGAACCAGCUGAAAGCCUUGGACACGGAGUUCCACCAGCUCAAGGAACAGGGCCAGGCCACCAAGGCUGACUAUGUUCAGACACUCUACCUCUGGCUCUCCAAGAGGGCCAAAAAGGACGGCCAGUCCAGCCUCGCAGACGAGGAGAGCUGGCUGCACAGGGCCCUCCUCAAGUACCUGGACGCCUGGUCCUUGAGCCAGGACAGCUGGGAGCACAACCUGCACGCCGGCCGCCUGCUCCUGCUCCAGGGGAAGAGCCGUGAGGCCCUGCAGCAUCUCCAGACGGCCCUGGCGCUCCGGCCGUCCCAGCCAGCCCUCAGGUUCUAUACAGGUAUGGCUCUGCUCCAGCAGGAGAGAAACUCAGAGACACAGGAGAAGGAAGCUGCUAUGUACCUUCAGCAGGGACUGGAAUAUGUCACGGCCCGUGCCUUGACGCCAUCAGAACAUGACAGAAGAGAGAUGGACCACACAGACCCACUGUCCACUGUCAACGUCCAGUUCCUCCGUGGAUGCCUCAGCCUGGGUAACCUGUUAAGCAAACAUGCCCCCUCUGAGAAGUCAAUGACAGCAGAACAAGUCUACCACUUUGUGGUCUCUCUGGCGGCGCAGGGCGUGGCCCGCUGCGUGUGUCGCGGAGAGGUGGCCCAGCAGCUGGAGUGGGUGCUGCUGGACGGCCACUUCGCCCUGCUCCAGAGCCUCAUCCAGCAGCCCGGGGCCGCGAAGCAGGCCUGGAUCGCCCAGCGCUGCCAGGCCCUCAGCGCCCUCAUCCGCCUCACCUCCAUCACCCCCUGCAGAGAGCUGCUCGACAUGCAGGAGAAGGUCUGUCAGGUGGGAGUUGUGACCGUGCCCCGCAACAGUCAUGCACUGUGUCAGCUCGGUGUGACCCAGCUGGCCCAAUACGACAGUGAGCCAGAGUCCGAGCAGGCCCAGGAGGCCUUGAAAGAUGCCUGUCUCAGCUUCCAGGCCAGUAUCGAGUUGGAGGGGUCCCCCCAGACUGGAGAUGCCCCAGAAAAACUAGCAAAGCAGGCAUGGUGGCAGAAGCGACUGGCUCCGAGGGCGAGAGCUGCCAAGGAGACAGCCAGCAAAUCCACAGGGGCACCGGGGCCAUCUGAAGCAGGGGCUGCUGGGAAGGCGACCGGGCGUGGGAGGGGAACCCCGGGCAGAGGGGGGGCCGCGGCGGCCGCUGCCAAGUCAGGUGUUGCACCCCGAGGCAGCAAAGCCGCGCCCGCUGCCAAAACGGCACCGGCGGCGGCAAGAGGGCGGGCUCCAGCCAAGGCCGACGGGGUUGCAAAGGCUCCAGGCAAACCCUCUUCUAAAACCCAGCUCUCUCCCAGCAAAUCCAAACAGGAGUGCAGCGGCGUCCCUCAGGCUAAACCAGACGUGGUCGAGGCUCCAUCAUCAAACACCAGGGUUGCUGCACCUGCCGUUGCAAACCCUAAGAGCCAUGCCCCUCGUCUGGGGCUAGCCAGAGCUCUCUCCCGGUCUGCCGACACCCAGCAGGAGGCCUGCAGCCUGUACCAGGAGGUCAUCUCCAUGGCACCAGAGGUCCAUGACGCCUAUAUUGAGCUGGCUGAUUUGCUGGUGAAGACUGAUCCACUGGCUGCAGUGGACGUCUACAGCAGGUUCCCCCUCAGGCCCGUUGCUGAGCAGACAUUUGACGACGCCUUCAUCACGGGGGAGAUUGUUCGCAUCCUGAUGAAGCAGGAGCUGUACGACCACCUUUUACUGGGUCCGAAUCUCAUUGCCUAUGGGAAAGUCAUGGGCUUAGGCUGUCUGGACAAAUAUAUUGAUGUCCUGGAGGGAAAGUUUAAGACAGAUCUGUUAAAAAGUAUGUAUGCCGGGAUCCAUGACAAAUCAGUGGACGACAAAGACCUUCAGGACUUCUUCAGGUUCAAGUGUUGGAUAUAAUAUAUUGUGCGACUGCAUGAUUUCCAGUGUGUGCGAUUAUGUUUUUUUCCCCUCUUGUUGACCCCAAUUAAUAGUCUUUGAUAAACUGUGACUGAUUAAUUUGUCAUUGUAAUAAUGCAAUAUUUCACCAGAAAUAAAUGACAGUAUGAGUGGCAAGCAGUAUUAUUAUUA
Messenger RNA from Sardina pilchardus (European sardine), 3509 nucleotides. RefSeq lists its product as uncharacterized. Lineage: Eukaryota; Metazoa; Chordata; Actinopteri; Clupeiformes; Clupeidae. Gene Ontology annotation, biological process: protein polyubiquitination; ubiquitin-dependent protein catabolic process. Gene Ontology annotation, molecular function: protein binding; ubiquitin protein ligase activity. The record is from RefSeq and is a predicted model, not a curated record. The coding region runs from base 36 to 3338 and encodes 1100 amino acids. The transcript is spliced from 20 exons.